Molecule: messenger RNA, 687 nt
Organism: Gastrolobium bilobum
Lineage: Eukaryota; Viridiplantae; Streptophyta; Magnoliopsida; Fabales; Fabaceae
Exons: 3
Source: RefSeq, a predicted model, not a curated record
AUGAGCAGGGCACGGGGUCACCGUGGAGCUAGAGAGCCUUCUGUGGAUCCUUCUGUGGUUGCUCAAUCUGCUGGGGUUGCUGGGCAAGUAUUUGUGGGUACUGAUGAGCAGAGACUCAUUUCUUUUAGAAAACAUAAACCGCCAUCAUUUCAGGGGUCAAGGGACCCGAAAGUAGUGACUACCUGGUUGAGGGGUAUGGACAAGAUAUUUCAGGUUAUGGGGUGUCAGGAUCCCCAGAGGUUAUUAUAUUCUGUUUAUAUGCUUGAGGGAGAUGCCCACGAGUGGUGGUACACUACAUCUCAUCCUUUUAUUAUUCAGGGGGGAGAAAUCACCUGGGCCUUAUUUGAAAGAUUAUUCCAUGAAGAGUACUUUCCCAGGGAUGUUCGAGAAGCUAAACAGGGUGAAUUUCAGAAAUUGGUACAGGUGAAAUUUGCUAAUUAUGGGGAUGUGCUGCCGACUCCUGAGUUCUUAUCCGCCAAGUUUCAGAGAGGUCUUAAUGAGAAAAUUGCAAAAAGAAUGUCCAAUACUAUUGUGAGGAAUUUUGCGGAUCUUGUGACCCAGUGCAAACAGGUAGAAAGUGUUUAUAAUCGCUAUCCAAAAUCUGGUUCUUCGAGGACAUCUGGUCCUCCAGGUAAUAAUAACAAGGGUGGUUAUCAUCAGAAUAACAACAGAGGUAGGGGGUUGCAG